UAUAUAUAAUGUGUGUGUGUAUAAUGUGUGUGUAUAUAAUGUAUGUGUGUAUAUAUAAUGUGUGUGUGCGUGUGUAUAUAAUGUGUGUGUAUAUAUAAUGUAUGUGUGUGUGUGUGUGUUGUAACCCUGACAUUGACAUUGAUUAUCGUGCUAAUUCUAAUUAUUGAUCAUUAUCGAGUUAAAAUGCUUAACAAACAAAAAAAAACUUCCCUCACAGUAACAGUUUAAAGGAACAAACACCCUCUUUUUAUAGAGCAUGGUAUAAAAACAUUCAAACAAAUCAGAUGUUUUAAGACAUGUUUGAUAAAUACAUUGGCAUUUAAAUAUAGCACCCUCCAAUUUUCAUAUUCCUGCCCUCACUAGCCUUUGCCUUGAUUUGUGUGAAAUCUGACGAAUUUCCAGUGUAAACAUAACGGUAAAUUAAGAAAAAUAACAAUAAUAAUCAACUCCACUGUCCAAAGCAGAAAAAAAACCCUAAAGGUUUUAAAACUACAUUAACAUUAUGGCCUAUUGACAUGGAAAUAAUUUGAUUUCUCAUUUGUUUAUUUGCUGUUUAUGAAUUACGCGGCCCAGCUUCUGCUAAUGAAAGCAGCAGCCCCUGCCAGUGUGUCGCGGCUGCAGAGAUGCGGUUCACUUUUUGCUGUCGUAUUUUAAUCAGAACUUUACAUGACUUUGCAUAGCCACUUCAAUUUGCAUUGUCUUCAGUGAAUACAACAUUAGAGGCAGCCUACCCUUUCCUGCAACAGAACCUUCUACAGCGACCACUCCAGUUGAUCAUUUUAGUCUCCAUACUUGAAUAGGUAUAAUAUCUCUUUCAUACAUGUAUGUGGAUUUAUUAUUAAUUGACUUACUGCCUACAUCGCAACCAAGAUAUGAGGAAUAUCUCUCUCAUACACGUGUAGGCCUAAUCAAUCUACAUACCACGUCACAACCAAAGAUGAGUCGCAUACUGGAGCGCUCAGAGAAGCGUUUCGCCCAAGUGUACAUUAUAUAUAUUACAAUCUCAGACAAGAACAUUAUCUGUGCACAUCUAGACUACAGUAAUCACAAGCGCAUUAAGUGGCUGAGACAAUGCAGCAUAACUUUAUGAUUGAUAUUGUAAAUUCAGUACCUGCCUAUGCAUACACUUAAAGCACAACAUACUUAUUCAUAUAGUACGUUCUGUACAACCAUAAAUGUUUGUAAUGCACCUUUUCCGACGGUGCUAUGCUUGCUCAAGUCUGUGGAGCACGAAUGGAACUUGUAAUGCGUCCACUUCUUCUGCAGUAAGGAUCUCACACAAUUCAGCCUCCAUGUUUGCUCUGUCUGUCUGUCUGUAAAAUCUGUGACAUCAGCUGCAGACUACGGAUGCAAUCGAGCUGGGUAAAAAAAGUACAAAAAAAAAAAAGUAUAAUGAAAGCAGCCAGAGAGGCUGUGUGUACCGCCCCACUUUAACCACUGACUGUAUUUAAAUUAAUAAAUGAGCUUUUUCUUUCCAGUAGCUACUAAACAGAGUCCCGUGUGCUGCCAUGGACAGUGUGGAGAUGGAAUCUGUCCAGAUUAAAGAGGAGCUCCCUGAAAUUGAACUGGUCCCCAUUAGAGUGGAGUUCUCUGGGCUGGCUUCCCUCCCCAUUAAACAGGAGCUCUGUGAGAUGCAAUGUGACAGCAGCCAGCCAGAGGUCUCUGAGAUUAAAGCUGAGCACAAUGAAUUGGAGAUCCCCCAGACAGAAGAACCCCUUCCUGCUAAACAAGAACCAGGGAAGGAAGAAUCCGAGGACUUCAAACCAAACAUCCCUGAGCUGGAGCGUGUACGCCUGCGGGAGUGUAGCGUGGUGCUGAAGAGAAUCUGCGUGAGAGAGCAAGGCGCUGGAGAGGAAGGCUCUCCCAACAGCAUGCAAGGAGGUGGAAAGGAAGACGGGCGCUCCCAUUCAGAAUGCAGUCUAGCAGGUUCCAGUCCAGCAGCUAAAGCGAGGGCGGGCGGUGGAGAAUAUCCUGACUGUGGGAAAGGUUUAACCCAGUUAGGAAACCUGAAAGCACACCAGCAAACUCACACAGGAGAGAAAUCGUAUUGCUGUUCUCAUUGUGGGAAGAGUUUCAGUCGGUCAGACAGCCUUGUUUCACACCAGCGAAUUCACACAGGAGAAAAACCGUAUUGUUGCUCUGACUGUGGGAAGAGUUUCAGUAGGUCAUACAGCCUUGUUUCACACCAGCGAAUUCACACAGGAGAGAAACCAUAUUGCUGCUCUUACUGUGGGAAGAGUUUCAGUCAGUCAAGGGACCUGAAAACACACCAGCGAAUUCACACAGGAGAGAAACCGUAUCGCUGCUCUGACUGUGGGAAGAGUUUCAGUGACUCGGGAAACAUGAAAAAACACCAGCAAAUUCACACAGGAGAGAAACCGUAUUUCUGCUCUGACUGUGGGAAGAGUUUCAGUCGGUCAGACAGCCUUAUUUCACACCAGCGAGUUCACACAGGAGAGAAACCGUAUCGCUGCUCUGACUGUGGGAAGAGUUUCAGUCAUUCCGGACAGCUUGUUUCACACCAGCGAACUCACACCGGAGAGAAACCGUAUCGCUGCUCUGACUGUGGGAAGAGUUUCAGUCGGUCAGACAGCCUUGUUUCACACCAGCGAAUUCACACAGGAGAGAAACCGUAUUUCUGCUCUGUCUGUGGGAAGAGUUUCAGUCGGUCAAACAGCCUUGUUUCACACCAGCGAAUUCACAGAGGAGAGAAACCGUAUCGCUGCUCUGACUGUGGGAAGAGUUUCCGCAUUAAACAAGGCCUUCAAAACCACCAGCGAGUUCACAAAGGAGAGGAACCUCUACUAAACAGAAUCCCGUGUGCUGCCAUGGACAGUGUGAAGAUGGAAUCUGUCCAGAUUAAAGAGGAGCUCCCUGAACUUGAACUUCUCCCCUUUACACUGGAGUCCUUUGGGAUGGCUUCCCUCCCCAUUAAACAGGAGCUCUGUGAGAUGAAAUCUGACAGCAGUCAGACAGAGGUCUGUGAGAUUAAAGCUGAGCACAAUGAACAGGAGAUCCCCCAGACAGAAGAACCACUUCCUGUUAAACAAGGAGAGGUGCUGGAAACUGUCCGUAUUAAAUGGGAGCCCCCUGAAGUAGAGUUUGAGCACAUGGAACCAGGGAAGGAAGAAUCCGAGGACAUCAAACCAAACAUCCCUGAGCUGGAGCCUGUACGCCUGCGGGAGUGUAGCGUGGUGCUGGAGAGAAUCUGUGUGAGAGAGCAAGGUGCUGGAGAGGAAGGCUCUCCCAACAGCAUGCAAGGAGGUGGAAAGGAAGACGGGCGCUCCCAUUCAGAAUGCAGUCUAGCAGAUUCCAGUCCAGCAGCUAAAGUGAGGGCGGGCGCUGGAGAAUAUCCUGACUGUGGGAAAGGUUUCACCCAGUUAGAGCAUUUUAAAACACACCAGCAAACUGAUGCAGAAAAGAAACCAUAUCGCUGCACUUGGUGUGAGAAGAGUUCCAGGUCGUCAACCAGCCUUGUUUUACACCAGAGAAUUCACACAGGAGAGAAACCGUAUCGCUGCUCUGACUGUGGGAAGAGUUUCAGACAGUCAAGCAACCUUGUUUCACACCAGAGAAUUCACAGAGGAGAGAAACCGUAUCGCUGCUCUGACUGUGGGAAGAGUUUCAGUCAGUCAAACAACCUUGUUUCACACCAGAGAAUUCACACAGGAGAGAAACCGUAUCGCUGCUGUGACUGUGGGAAGAGUUUCAGUCAGUCAAACAACCUUGUUUCACACCAGAGAACUCACAGAGGAGAGAAACCGUAUCGCUGCUCUGACUGUGGAAAGAGUUUCAGUCAGUCAAACAACCUUGUUGUCCACCGGCGAACUCACACAGGAGAGAAACCGUAUUGCUGCUCCGACUGUGGGAAGAGUUUUAGUCGGUCAGACAGCCUUAUUUCACACCAGCAAAUUCACAGAGGAGAGAAACCGUAUUGCUGCUCCGACUGUGGGAAGAGUUUUAGUCGGUCAGACAGCCUUAUUUCACACCAGCAAAUUCACAGAGGAGAGAAACCGUAUCACUGCUCUGACUGUGGGAAGAGUUUCAGGUGGUCAAGCAAACUUGUUUCACACCAGCGAAUUCACAGAGCAGAGAAACUUCUAUUAAACAGAGUCCUGUGUGCUGCCAUGGACGGUGUGAAGAUGGAAUCUGUCCAGAUUAAAAAGGAGCUCCCUGAUGAACCUGUCCCCAGAGAGGAGUUCUCUGGGCUGGCUUCCCUCCCCAUUAAACAGGAGGUCUGUGAGGUGCAAUGCAACUGCUGUCUGAUGGAGGUCUCUGAGAUUAAAGCUGAGCACAAUGAACUGGAGAUCUCUCGUACAGAAGAACCCCUUACUGCUAAACAAGAGGUGCUGAAAACUGAUCGUAUUAAACAGGAGUUUCCUGAAGUAGAGUUUGACCACAUGGAACCAGGGAAGAAAGAAUCCGAGCUGGAGCGUGUACGCCUGCGGGAGUGUAGCGUGGUGCUGAAGAGAAUCUGCGUGAGAGAGCAAGGCGCUGGAAAGGAAGGCUCUCCCAACAGCACGCAAGGAGAUGGAAAGGAAGACGGGCGCUCCCAUUCAGAAUGCAGUCUAGCAGGUUCCAGUCCAGCAGCUAAAGCGAGGGCGGGCGCUGGAGAAUAUCCUGACUGUGGGAAAGGGUUCAUCCAGUUAGGAAACCUGAAAACACACCAGCGAACUCGCACAGGAAAGAAACCGUAUCGCUGCUCUGACUGUGGGAAGAGUUUCAGUCAGUCCGGACACCUUGUUUUACACCAGCGAACUCACACAGGAGUGAAACCGUAUCGCUGCUCUGACUGUGGGAAGAGUUUCAGUCAGUCCGGACACCUUGUUUUCCACCAGCAAACUCACACAGGAGUGAAACCGUGUCACUGCCCUGACUGUGGGAAGAGUUUCAGUCACUCGGGAAACCUGAAGACACACCAGCGAACUCACACAGGAGAGAAACCAUAUUGCUGCUCUGACUGUGGGAAGAGUUUCAAUCAACCAGGAACCUUGCAAGCACACCUGCGAAUUCACACAGGACAGAAACCGUAUCGCUGCUCUGACUGUGGGAAGAGUUUCAAUGUUUCAGGACACUUAAGAAAACACCAGAGAAUUCACACAGGAGAGAAACCAUAUCGCUGCUCUGACUGUGGGAAGAGUUUCAGUCAGUUAGGAGACAUGAAAAAUCACAAGCGAAUUCACACAGGCGAGAAACCGUAUCGCUGCUCAGACUGUGGGAAGAGAUUCAGUCAUUCAGCAGCCCUGAUAAGACACCAGCGAAUUCACACAGGACAGAAACCAUGUCGCUGCUCUGACUGUGGGAAGAGUUUCAGUCAGUUAGGAGACUUGAAAAAUCACAAGCGAACUCACACAGGAGAGAAACCGUAUCGCUGCUCAAACUGUGGGAAGAGUUUCAGUCAGUCCGGACACCUUGUUUUACACCAGCGAACUCACACAGGAGAGAAACCUUAUCCCUGCUCGCACUGCGGGAAGAGUUUCGCUCUGUCAAGCAACCUCAAAAAACACCAGCGAAUUCACACAGGAGAGAAACCGUAUCGCUGCUCAGACUGUGGGAAGAGUUUCAUUCAGUCCGGACACCUUGUUUUACACCAGCGAACUCACACAGGAGAGAAACCGUAUUCCUGCUCUGACUGUGGGAAGAGUUUCAGUCAGUCCGGACACCUUGUUAUACACCAGCGAACUCACAUAGGAGAGAAACCUUAAAUGGGAUGAUUCACUCAUGAGGGAAAAAAACGUUAUCCUUGCAUUAUGAAUCCUUGUGAAAAUUACUGUUUUGUGUAUCACGUGAGCAUGCAUUUUAAAUGGUAAAAAUGAACUUCAGCUCUCUUGCACUGUGACUGUGUCAGAAAGUGGGCGGAGACGCGGACACGUCACAAGAGGCUUCUCUGCUGUCAGUUUAACUCAGGCUGUCAAUGCAGUCAGUGCCUGGGAGCGGGAAUAUGCAGAAAGGAAACUAUUCUGCAACUCAUCUGAUGGACGAGUCAGGAGAAAUUGAUAACUCAGUGUGGGGAAUGAGUUUCAGGGUUUAGCAUUUAAACUGCAUAGACUUGAAAAUAAAUACAUUGAUGGGAACGAGUAUCCCGACCCCGGUAUGUAGCAUCCCAGAGACAAGACUGCACCGUCCUUACUGGACAACCGCCUGGAGGGUUUGUCUUGUAAAUUCAUCACGAUUCUAAAACUAAUGAAAAAUGAUAGUGUCCCAUGGCUGUAUUAUGACAUGAAUGGCUGAAUAUUGCGUGACGUGUCGCUUUGCAAUGUGCAUUGUCCAUGCUUGUAUUUGUGCUGCUCUUGUAAACUGCCCUGAGUAAUAGCAGUGUUGCAAGCUUGUGUACGGAUCUUAGGUACAGAAAGGCAGACCGGUUUUAUCCCUGGCUCUGUCUUGCUCUUUUGCAGUAGUUUACACUCAGUGGCAGAUUACAAAUUAGAAUGUAGCAUAGCUACGACUAUUGAUGGAUUAAGCUUGUGAGACAUCUUCCUUGAAUAUGAUAUUAAUACCUGAAUGAGUAUUAAAAAUGAAACUGGACUUAAUGAAACUGCUGUGUCUGAAGAAAAGGGCCCCUUUCCUGCAGACGUAUUGAACUAUGUGACUUACUGAACUGGAUGGUUAAACAAGUGGGCAUCAGGACUGGAUUAGGCUGACAGGACAGGUGAAUUAUACACAGAUAAUUCACAACUGCAACAACAAGCGUUUGAUGCGGGGAAGACCUAAAGCAUCGUUGUCUCGGAGAAGGGCAGCAAAACAUCAAAGAACUGAGAGUUAUAAAGAGGCAAGAUACACCAAUGACCUCCUGAAAGUGGCUAUUUAGCAAGAGUGAAAAGACUAUAAAUAUUGAAGCAAAACUACACACUUUGCACUCCACAUCGAAUGCUAACCAAGUAGCUGUCAGUCUGCCAAGCGAAGCUGCAACUCCGGGACUCUGCCUAAAAACGGACCCAAGAAAAGUAAGCAAGCUGCAAGCGAGUGAACAACCACAAGUGAAGAGACUGAGGCCCAGCUGAAGGACUGCCGUAAAACUUAGAGACUUCUAUCAGACAAACAAGUCUGGGUCUUCUGUAUUUCUAAGCCACAGUAUCCAACAGAAGCUAAAGAAACUGUGCCCUGCUACCUGCUUAGCUAAAGAUUCAGUGAAGAGGACAGAGCGGACAGGAGCUGUUGUGGAUCCUAUAUCGAGGACUGAAGACUUUGUUGCAGCUGUUUGAUUCUAUCAAGAAUUGAAAGCUUUGUUGCCGAGUUUGAUCUGAUUUGGGGAUUGAAGACUUUGUUGCUGAGAGGAGAGCGUUUUGUACUGGACACUUCAACAGAUUGAGUUUCCAAACCAGCUGACCAAAAGUCUAAGUUUUAAGAAAACGUUCAGUGUUCCAGUUGCAUUUUCAUUUCAUGGAACUAAAUUAAUUAAUUGUAACACAUUCACAUAGAAUUGAACUGUUAGUUAUUUAGUUUGCACACUUUGCGUGUGAAAUAACUUUUAAUGAAACUUGAUGAAAUAACUAUAAGUAAACCUACCUAAUGGUUAAUAGUAAACUUGCUAUAUCCUAUAUACCAUUAAUAAGCUUAGUGUGAUAUAUUCUAAAUUUGUCUGUAUCAUUUCAGUUUAGGCUGUGUGUGUGUGGGCGUGUAUGUGUUAGUAAGCUACUAGCUGCUUCAUCGCCUGCUUGUGCUGUUCAGGAGCUGUUGCCUUGUGUGUGAGGAUAUAGGCAGUGUCAUAUUUCAAUAGCCCUGCUAGGUGUCUGGAAGGCAGAGUUAAAGCUGUCACUGGUGUUUUGUGCUUAGUAACUAAGGGGCUUACUUAUUAAUUUCUUAGCAGGCGCCCUUAGAAUUGUUACAAGAUAUCACAUUAUUUUUACAUACAAUUCCCCAUUUAUACAGUUGGGUUUUUACUGGAGCAAUCUAGGUAAAGUACCUUGCUCAAGGGUACAGCAGCAGUGUCCCCCACCUGGGAUUGAACCCACGACCCUCCGGUCAAGAGUCCAGAGACCUAACCCCACACUGCUGCCCAUACUUUCUGACCUUUCUGAUUUCUGUUUAAUAUUUGUGUACUUAAUAAAAUACUACUAUUGAUUUAA
This is a messenger RNA of Acipenser ruthenus (sterlet), 8066 nucleotides long. Its product is annotated as zinc finger protein 850-like. Gene Ontology annotation, molecular function: DNA-binding transcription repressor activity, RNA polymerase II-specific. Lineage: Eukaryota; Metazoa; Chordata; Actinopteri; Acipenseriformes; Acipenseridae. The record is from RefSeq and is a predicted model, not a curated record. Bases 1509 to 5705 code for a protein of 1398 amino acids. The transcript has 6 exons. Gene Ontology annotation, biological process: negative regulation of transcription by RNA polymerase II.